ACAAAAGAGAACAGAGAAUCACCAGAUAGGCUGACAGAACACAGCACAAUAAGCAGCCAGCAACCAUGAUCAGUGGGGCAUCAAUUUGUCUUUUGGGCUGUAGCACCUGCUACUAAUUGGCAUGAAGCGCUCACUGGUUACUGAGAGGUUUAGCACACUCAGUUGUCUCCUGUGUAUGCUGUGAGGAGCAGGAGAGCUAAUUGCUGCUGCUUCAGUGCCAGUGAAUCAACGUGCUGAGCUAAUAGCCACAGAUAGAGGGCAGACGGAUUCCUGCUAGCAGCUUAGAGUUAGUUGCUUGUGAUAAGUAAGACAGUUGGCAUGUACCUCAGAACGUGGGAAGGAUGGUAUGCCUCCUGGCUUAGUAUGCUGAGGUGUUUCGCUUUACUGUGCGGUUUUAAAAACCUCUAGUCAUAUUUUUGUGAUGAUACGAAAGUGGACAUUAAUGGCUCACAGAAACAAGAAGUGUAACGUGUGAAUGAAUCAUCUUGAAACUAGAUGAUGAGCGUUGGUUGUUUUUAAAGGAAUGUGCAGGAGGCAGCGUUGGCAAGGAAACUUGCUGCCUAAGCUUACAUGGAGUACAGAUGAAACUUUGAAACGCAAACCAGGCUUGAGUGGAAGUUGACAGAAGAUGUUCCAACAGUUUUUUCUCUGGAGAUACUUAGCUUCAGGGAUCAUCAUUGGCUCUUUCUUCACAGUCUCCUUGGGCCAGUACGACGAUGACUGGCAAUAUGAGGAUUGCAAACUAGCUAGGGGAGGCCCACCAGCUACCAUAGUUGCUAUUGAUGAAGAGAGUCGGAAUGGUACAAUUCUGGUGGACAACAUGCUGAUCAAAGGCACUGCUGGAGGACCGGAUCCCACCAUAGAGCUCUCUUUAAAGGACAACGUGGAUUACUGGGUGCUGCUGGAUCCUGUUAAACAAAUGCUUUUCCUGAACAGUACGGGCAGAGUUCUGGAUAGAGAUCCACCAAUGAAUAUACACUCCAUUGUUGUGCAAGUCCAGUGUAUCAACAAAAAAGUGGGCACAGUUAUCUACCACGAAGUGAGAAUUGUGGUGAGAGACAGAAAUGACAAUUCACCGACUUUCAAACACGAAAGCUACUAUGCUACCGUGAACGAGCUUACUCCAGUUGGCACCACGAUAUUUACAGGAUUUUCAGGAGACAAUGGAGCUACUGACAUAGAUGAUGGCCCAAACGGACAGAUAGAGUAUGUUAUCCAGUACAACCCAGAAGAUCCGACAUCCAAUGACACCUUUGAAAUUCCCCUCAUGUUGACUGGAAAUGUAGUGUUAAGGAAGAGACUCAACUACGAAGAUAAGACUCAGUACUUUGUCAUCAUUCAAGCCAAUGACCGAGCACAAAAUCUGAAUGAAAGGCGAACCACCACUACCACCCUCACAGUGGACGUCCUGGAUGGAGAUGACUUGGGCCCAAUGUUUCUUCCUUGUGUCCUUGUGCCAAACACUCGGGACUGUCGUCCACUCACCUAUCAAGCCACCAUACCCGAGCUGAGAACUCCGGAAGAAUUGAACCCCAUUAUUGUUACCCCACCAAUCCAAGCCAUUGAUCAGGAUCGGAAUAUUCAGCCACCAUCUGAUAGACCAGGCAUCCUCUACUCCAUCCUUGUCGGGACGCCUGAGGAUUACCCCCGAUUUUUCCAUAUGCACCCCAGGACUGCAGAACUGAGUCUUCUAGAGCCAGUGAAUAGAGACAUUCAUCAGAAAUUUGAUUUGGUUAUUAAGGCAGAACAGGAUAAUGGCCACCCCCUUCCUGCCUUUGCCAGUCUACAUAUUGAAAUAUUGGAUGAAAAUAAUCAGAGCCCUUACUUCACAAUGUCCAGUUAUCAAGGAUAUAUCUUGGAAUCUGCCCCUGUGGGAGCAACCAUUUGUGACAGUAUGAAUUUAAGCACUCCCCUAAGAAUUGUUGCUCUGGACAAAGACAUAGAAGACACGAAAGACCCGGAGCUUCACCUUUUCCUAAACGAUUACACGUCAGUCUUCACUGUCACACAGACGGGUAUCAUUCGCUACCUUACCCUGCUUCAACCAGUCGACAGAGAGGAACAGCAAUUUUACACGUUUUCGAUAACAGCAUUUGAUGGUGUACAAGAAAGUAAGCCAGUUGUAGUCAAUAUUCGAGUGAUGGAUGCAAAUGAUAACACCCCAACCUUCCCUGAAAUAUCCUAUGACGUUUAUGUUUACACAGACAUGAGACCUGGAGACAGUGUCAUACAGCUCACUGCAGUGGACGCAGACGAAGGGUCAAAUGGGGAGAUCACAUAUGAAAUCCUGGUCGGGGCUCAGGGAGACUUCGUCAUCAAUAAAACAACAGGGCUUAUCACCAUCGCCCCGGGAGUGGAACUGAUAGUUGGGCGGACUUAUGCGCUCACUGUCCAAGCAGCGGAUAAUGCUCCUCCUGCGGAGAGAAGGCAGUCCAUCUGCACAGUAUAUGUUGAAGUGCUUCCUCCAAACAAUCAAAGCCCUCCCCGCUUUCCACAGCUGAUGUACAGUCUUGAAAUUAGUGAAGCCAUGAGGAUUGGUGCUGUUUUAUUAAAUCUACAGGCAACAGAUCGAGAGGGAGACCCAAUAACAUACGCCAUUGAGAAUGGGGAUCCUCAGCGAGUUUUUAAUCUUUCAGAAACUACAGGGAUUCUAACCUUAGGGAAGGCCCUGGACAGGGAAAGCACGGAUCGCUACAUUCUGAUUGUCACAGCUUCAGAUGGCAGGCCAGAUGGGACCUCAACUGCCACAGUAAAUGUGGUAGUAACAGAUGUCAAUGAUAAUGCUCCGGUGUUUGAUCCCUAUCUGCCUAGAAAUUUAUCUGUGGUAGAGGAAGAAGCCAAUGCCUUUGUGGGUCAAGUAAGGGCAACAGACCCUGAUGCUGGAAUAAAUGGCCAAGUGCACUACAGUUUGGGUAACUUUAAUAACCUUUUUCGCAUAACUUCCAAUGGGAGCAUCUACACAGCCGUGAAGCUUAACAGAGAAGUGAGGGACUAUUAUGAGCUUAUUGUUGUGGCAACUGAUGGUGCAGUGCACCCUCGGCAUUCAACUCUGACGCUGGCCAUUAAGGUUUUGGAUAUUGAUGAUAACAGCCCUGUGUUCACCAAUUCGACAUACACUGUAGUUGUUGAAGAGAAUCUGCCAGCUGGGACAAUCUUCCUGCAAAUAGAGGCUAAAGAUGUUGACCUUGGAGCAAAUGUGUCUUAUCGGAUAAGAAGCCCAGAAGUGAAGCACAUUUUUGCACUGCAUCCAUUCACAGGACAACUGUCCCUUUUACGGAGUUUGGAUUAUGAGGCGUUUCCAGAUCAAGAAGCAAGCAUCACAUUUUUGGUGGAGGCAUUUGACAUUUAUGGAACAAUGCCACCUGGCAUUGCUACUGUCACAGUAAUAGUAAAGGAUAUGAAUGACUAUCCUCCGGUGUUCAGCAAACGAAUCUACAAAGGAAUGGUGGCUCCAGAUGCGGUCAAGGGUACACCUAUCACCACAGUUUACGCUGAAGAUGCAGACCCUCCUGGGUUACCUGCAAGUCGUGUGAGGUACAGAGUAGACGAUGUACAGUUUCCUUACCCUGCCAGUAUUUUUGAUGUAGAAGAAGAUUCUGGAAGAGUAAUAACUCGUGUCAAUCUUAAUGAAGAGCCUACAACAAUUUUUAAGUUGGUAGUUGUUGCUUUUGAUGAUGGUGAGCCAGUGAUGUCCAGCAGUGCCACAGUGAAAAUUCUUGUACUGCAUCCUGGAGAAAUUCCACGCUUCACACAAGAGGAAUAUAGACCUCCUCCUGUAAGUGAACUUGCAACCAGAGGGACCAUGGUUGGUGUAAUUUCUGCUGCAGCCAUUAAUCAGAGCAUCGUAUAUUCUAUUGUUUCAGGAAAUGAAGAAGAUAAGUUUGGAAUCAACAACAUCACAGGUGUUAUCUAUGUGAAUGCCCCUCUGGAUUACGAGACCAGGACAAGUUAUGUACUUCGGGUCCAGGCAGAUUCCCUGGAAGUGGUCCUUGCCAAUCUUCGAGUUCCUUCAAAAAGCAAUACAGCAAAAGUAUACAUUGAAAUUCAGGAUGAAAACGAUCAUCCUCCAGUGUUUCAAAAAAAAUUCUACAUUGGAGGUGUGUCUGAGGAUGCAAGAAUGUUUGCUUCGGUGCUCAGAGUAAAGGCUACUGAUAAAGAUACUGGCAAUUAUAGCGCUAUGGCAUACAGGCUCAUAAUACCACCAAUCAAAGAGGGAAAAGAAGGAUUUGUGGUUGAAGCAUACACAGGGCUCAUCAAAACUGCUAUGCUCUUCCAUAAUAUGAGGAGAUCCUACUUCAAGUUCCAAGUUAUUGCAACUGAUGACUAUGGGAAGGGACUAAGUGGAAAAGCAGAUGUACUUGUCUCUGUGGUCAAUCAGCUGGAUAUGCAAGUCAUUGUUUCUAAUGUGCCACCAACUUUAGUGGAAAAAAAGAUAGAAGACCUCACAGAGAUCUUGGAUCGCUAUGUUCAGGAGCAAAUCCCUGGUGCCAAGGUGGUAGUGGAGUCUAUUGGUGCUCGAAGGCAUGGUGAUGCUUUUUCUCUAGAGGACUACACCAAAUGUGACCUGACUGUCUAUGCAAUUGAUCCCCAAACCAACAGAGCUAUUGACAGAAAUGAACUUUUUAAAUUUUUGGAUGGCAAGCUGCUGGAUAUCAACAAAGACUUUCAGCCCCAUUAUGGGGAAGGAGGACGGAUACUGGAGAUCCGAACACCAGAGGCAGUGACCAGCAUUAAAAAGAGAGGAGAAAGCCUGGGAUACACUGAAGGGGCCUUGCUGGCUUUGGCCUUCAUCAUCAUCCUCUGCUGUAUUCCCGCCAUCUUGGUAGUGUUAGUCAGCUACCGACAAUUUAAAGUACGCCAAGCCGAGUGCACCAAGACAGCACGAAUUCAAUCCGCUUUACCUGCAGCAAAACCAGCAGCACCUGCCCCAGUGCCCAUGGCAGCGCCCCCGCCCCCGCCCCCGCCUCCAGGCGCGCACCUGUACGAAGAACUGGGUGACAGCACCAUGCAUAAGUAUGAGAUGCCUCAAUAUGGAAGUCGCCGUCGACUGUUACCACCAGCUGGACAAGAGGAAUAUGGUGAGGUGGUUGGUGAAGCUGAGGAGGAAUAUGAGGAGGAAGAGGAAACGCCAAAGAGAAUUAAACCAAAAGUUGAAAUUAGAGAGCCUAGUGAGGAGGAGGAAGUAGUUGUAACUAUUGAGAAACCACCAGCAGUGGAACCUCCAUACACAGCCUGGAAGAAAGCUAGGAUAUUCCCAAUGAUCUUUAAGAAAGUUAGAGGAUUAGCUGAGAGAAGAGCCAUUACUGACCUGGAAGGUGAAGAAUGGCAAAGACGCCUUGAAGAAGAAGAUAAAGAUUAUUUGAAAUUAACUCUAGAUCAAGAGGAAGCCACAGAAAGCACUGUGGAAUCAGAGGAAGAAUCCUCAAGUGACUAUACUGAAUACAGUGAAGAAGAAUCUGAGUUCAGUGAGUCUGCAACCACAGAGGAGGAAUCUGAGUCAGAGACUCCCUCUGAGGAAGAGGAGAGUUCCACCCCUGAAUCAGAAGAAUCUGAAUCCACAGAGUCAGAAGGAGAAAAAGCGAGGAAAAAUAUUGUGCUAGCAAGAAGGCGGCCUGUUGUCGAGGGGCUCCAGGACAUCAAAGGCAAAGGAGAGAAGCCACCUGAAGAGCCAGAAGAAGAGCCUGCAGCAGAAGAAAUGGCAGAAGAACACAUAGAAGAAGGAGAGGAGAGUGAGCUGGCUGCCACAGAAGAAUCCAUAGAGGAAGCUCAAGAUGUCCUUGAGGAGGGCAGUGCAGAAUCACCUUCAGGGGAAAGAAGCAUAGAAAGUGAAGAGGAAUCUGAUGUAGGCAGUAGUAGCAGCAGUAGUGAAAGUCAGACUGGAGGUCCCUGGGGUUUUCAGGUGCCAGACUAUGACAGAGGCAAGAAUGCAAACCAAAAGAAGUCACCCGGAGUGAACGCUGAAGGUUACAACACAGCAUUUUAAAAGAGGGCACAGUAGGUGGGAGCUUUGCGUGAUGAGUACUCUUGUGUGCAGUGCCUUCUGUGUGUUCUCUCUUGAAAUGACUCUUGAAGGAGAGGAUUUUGAUGGGAUUUAAAAACAACACUGCAUAAAUGUGAAUAUGCUUCCCUGGUAAAUUGGCAUAUUGGAAUAUGUUAGAUCAAACUGACUAAUCUUUAUAAUUAUAAAAAAGAACAUAUGUAACCAGCUAGGCACCACUUAGUUUUCCAGCAUGUGAUAUUUUAUCUCAUCAGUGAAGCUUUUCUAUUGGAAUGGAUGGUGCUACACACACAUAUGUGCACAUACACACAUAUGUAAAAUGUUAUAUAAUAUUUUAUCUUCACAAAAUAAA
Molecule: messenger RNA, 6350 nt
Organism: Cavia porcellus (domestic guinea pig)
Lineage: Eukaryota; Metazoa; Chordata; Mammalia; Rodentia; Caviidae
Gene: Pcdh15
Product: protocadherin related 15
Exons: 36
Coding region: 629-5983 (1784 amino acids)
Biological process (GO): multicellular organism development; sensory perception of sound; inner ear development
Cellular component (GO): catenin complex; plasma membrane; stereocilium
Molecular function (GO): calcium ion binding; cadherin binding
Source: RefSeq, a predicted model, not a curated record